This is a messenger RNA of Zophobas morio, 444 nucleotides long. It is a transcript of the gene Pomp, whose product is annotated as proteasome maturation protein. Bases 1 to 444 code for a protein of 147 amino acids. The transcript is spliced from 3 exons. Gene Ontology annotation, cellular component: nucleus; cytoplasm. The record is from RefSeq and is a predicted model, not a curated record. Gene Ontology annotation, biological process: proteasome assembly. NCBI's taxonomy places the organism in Eukaryota, Metazoa, Arthropoda, Insecta, Coleoptera, Tenebrionidae.
AUGAAAGUUUUAAAACAUUCGCGGAGUUUUGCUCUUCCUUCUGUUAAAUGUAAACCGGAGCAAGAAGAUUUCCCAUUUAGUGAUGGUAAAUUUGGGGUUCCUGAAGUGAUGACCGAUGGUCUGUCAUCUGUAAAGAAUGCCUUGGAAGUAUCUCACCCAUUAAUGCAGUCAGAAUUAAACCAUAGGAAAAAUGUAGACAAGAUGAACAUGACUAUUCUGCGCAAUACACAAGGAUUGCAUGCACCCCUUCGGCUUGCUAUGGAAGUAAAAGCAGUUAAUAAAGUUGGUCGUCUACCAUUUUUGCCAUCAUCAAAUGUCAUGUUUGAAUCCUUAACUGGUCGAGAUAUAGAAAUAGACCCUGUUGAUGUCUUCAAUAUACCUGAAUCAAUAGAAGUUGCAGGAAUGCCACAUGCUGUUGUAGAACGUUCUUUGGGUUUAUUGUAG